GUCUACACAAAACUAAUUAAAAUUUUUUUGGAGGAAUUUAUUUUACUGCAUGAAUCCAAAACUAUUACAAAAAUUCAAAAAUAAUAAUAAUACUAGAAUGCUUAAUUCAAACGCGUUGAAAUUGUAGAGUAUUUUUUACUUUUUCUAUGGUGGAAUCAAAAACCUUGAGAUUCAGCUGAUGAGCGAUGAGGGCUUGUCCUACAGCUGAUAUUUUAUUGAAUAUUGACAUUUUUCUUGACUUGAAUACAAAUUCUAACCUAUCAAAUUAAUUUACUUUUUGAUUUUUGAAAAAGCGUUUAAAAUAAAUCCUUAUUUUAUCUUGUACAUUUUACAAAACUUCAAAUGGCUGCCGUUGGUGAACCAUUAACUUUGGCCAGAGAUGUUAGCAGAGCAAUUGAACUCUUGGAAAAACUUCAAAAAAGUGGUGAAGUCCCCGUUACAAAAUUAGCAGCACUUCAGAAAGUGUUGCAGAGCGACUUUUUAAACUCAGUACGUGAGGUUUACGAGCAUGUCUAUGAAACAGUAGAUGUCCAGGGCGCGCAGGACGUGCGUGCUUCGGCGACGGCGAAGGCGACAGUGGCGGCGUUUGCGGCGAGCGAAGGGCACGCGCACCCGCGUGUCGUCGAACUGCCCAAGACGGAGGAGGGAUUGGGUUUCAACGUGAUGGGCGGCAAGGAGCAGAACUCGCCCAUCUACAUUUCGCGCAUCAUACCCGGUGGAGUCGCCGACCGGCACGGCGGACUCAAGCGCGGCGAUCAACUCUUGUCCGUCAACGGAGUGUCGGUUGAAGGUGAAAACCACGAAAAGGCCGUGGAAUUGCUGAAACAAGCACAAGGCUCAGUGAAGCUCGUGGUCCGCUACACGCCCAAAGUCCUCGAAGAAAUGGAAAUGCGAUUCGAUAAGCAACGUGCAGCUCGCAGGCGACAACACAACUACUAAGUUCCAAGUCCCGUCACUCCUUUCAUGUUCCAAGUCCUUGCAUCAAGUCCCGCCACCAAUUUCCAAGUUUUAAGUCCUUUUACUAACUCCCAUCUCCCAUUUCAUGUUCCAAGUCCUUUCUAAGUUCUUGAAUCAAGUCCCGUCAUCUCUACCCAAGUUUCAAGUCGUUUCUAAGAUCUUGGAACAAUUCUCAUCACCCUUGAAUGUAUUUUAAUCUUAUCAGACCAGUAUUAAUUAUUAUAAUCGGUAUAUCUAUGCAAUUAUAUUAGCUUGCAUCAUCUGGAUUGAGUGUUGCACAUAAUAAUUAUAUGUACUCUACAAUGUUAUGAUCAAUAAAAUUAUUGAACAAA
Molecule: messenger RNA, 1289 nt
Organism: Nilaparvata lugens (brown planthopper)
Lineage: Eukaryota; Metazoa; Arthropoda; Insecta; Hemiptera; Delphacidae
Gene: veli
Product: protein lin-7 homolog C-like
Exons: 5
Coding region: 343-939 (198 amino acids)
Biological process (GO): protein localization to basolateral plasma membrane; maintenance of epithelial cell apical/basal polarity; neurotransmitter secretion
Cellular component (GO): basolateral plasma membrane; cell-cell junction; synapse
Molecular function (GO): protein binding
Source: RefSeq, a predicted model, not a curated record